CUGUACUCGGUAGGUUUAAAGAAACUCCUGGAGGCGUCGCUGUAUGUGCCUUCAUACCUUGCAGGGUUCUCUUCCCUUCUGGCACCUUCCCAUUGGCGCUCAGAAACAUUCAAUCCACAUCAAGGAGGUGGUGUGCUCUGCUCAUUUGUCGUAUACGCCCAAACAAAUUUUCCGCAUGGUCUAAUCCUCUGUAGCAGCAAGCCUUUAGCCCAUCCGCCAUACAUUCACUUUUUGUGAUUUUUGUUUAGGCACACUAGGUUUUUCCUCCCGAUGAAGGCAAUUCCAGUUAUUCCCCCGUCUCUGUAAUCCAUCUCCCAUAACCACCGAGAAAUACCAUUCGUUCACUUGCCAAAAUCAUCCUAGGAUGAUCUGUCAUUCCCCAGUCUCACGAAAUCCAAGCAAACUUCCCAACUUGCACCUGGACUCGAUCACACCGUCAAAAGUCCCGAGUAGCAAACCUUCAAUCCUUUCAGUCAAAUACCCACUGUGGUUAUCGAUCAUUAUCAUCCUUUUGUUUCAUAUCCCCUCUUCAUCCACAUCAACGUCAUUCUCAGAGCAAGCUGGGCUCUGGUCUCGUGUUCGAUUAAGAGCACGCACAGUGGAAACUGGACACAUCCACACUUCCCAACAGGACGAAACAGCUAAUAACUGCCAGACCAAGACAUGUAAAAGCACCAAAAGACCCCUCCCGACGGCAGGGGACUCCGCCAAAGAAAUCACAAAGCCAAUCCACCAUCGUGCGACGAUUUCUACCAAAACCAAAUCAUCUCGUUCCCUUAGAGCUAGGGACUGCACGCCUCAUGGCACGAAAAAGGUUUCACCCGUUCCACCCGUCCCAGAAAAGUUUAAAAAGACAAAGGAGUCCAAGAAACCUAAGGAGAAGUCUACCAAGCCAAAAACACAAAACCCAUUCAAACCGCCCCCUCAAAAGAAGGAAAAGCCCACCGAGCCCAAAAAACCAAGCCAACCUGAAACUACGAAAACCCAAUUCUCAAAGGAACCCUUCCCCAACCAAAAGCAUGAUACUGACUCUUCGAGGUCAAAACCUGUCAACCCAAAACCUGUCGAUGCAAAACCUGUCAACCCCAAACCUGUCCCUUUAAUUCGCCUUAAGGAAAACGACGAGUCAACUUCAAAGACCUUGAGCGGAGUGACCGAUUCUCUUCGGGUUAACAAGUCUCUAUCCAAGAAGCCCCAAAGGCCAAGUGACAAUCACAUUUCUACUGCCCCUCGCCAUUCGAAAAAACCUGUUUCCAGUUCCCCUGAUUCUGCUGACAGAUGGCUUGCUGCGCACAAUGAUAUCAGAGCGAGGUAUUCUGUCGGGAACCUAAUCUGGAGUUCGAAAUUGGAAGCGUCGGCUCAAGCUUGGGCCAACAGAUGUGUCUUCGAACACUCGCAGGGUAAAUACGGAGAAAAUAUCGCAGCCGGUCAACCGACCAUCGAAUCUGUUGUCGAGGAUUGGGUAUACGGAAAGGACGAAUGUGAGGUAUACCAGCCCGAUAGCCCGGUUUAUUCGCAUUUUACCCAGGUCAUUUGGGAAGGUACGACCCAACUUGGAUGUGCGAUUAGUAACUGCCAUAAUCUACCAGGAACUCCGUUGAAAGAUGCGCCUUAUUGGGUCUGCCAAUAUAAUCCACCGGGCAAUGUGUUGGGCGAAUUCGACACCAACGUCCACGCUAGCGCUGGACAAUGUCUCAGGUGAUGAUAUUUUCCAUCUCCACAUCAAACCAACUACCUUGUCUUACUUGCUUGCUGUGGAGAUAAAGGAACUAUACGUUCUCAACCAAACAAUCAUUUCAGUAGAAAAGCCAACCCGUUCCAGUUUCAGUUUUGAAGUUCUUAUCAUUAGCUCUUCAGUUCUCCUCUUAAUUACUUUUCAGCUGAAGACUGAUGAACUUUGAUAGUCCAUCCCUCUCGCCAUUUUUGUUCUCCUUCCAUCCUCUCCCUGAAACUUAUUGAUCUGGCCUUUUUUCUGCUUCUAUUUCUUUCUCAUCUAUUUUUUUAUUCAACUUGGACACAAUUAUGAU
Molecule: messenger RNA, 2027 nt
Organism: Puccinia graminis f. sp. tritici CRL 75-36-700-3
Lineage: Eukaryota; Fungi; Basidiomycota; Pucciniomycetes; Pucciniales; Pucciniaceae
Exons: 10
Coding region: 365-1702 (445 amino acids)
Source: RefSeq, a predicted model, not a curated record